This is a messenger RNA of Arabis nemorensis, 396 nucleotides long. The record is from the annotation of a GenBank genome assembly. NCBI's taxonomy places the organism in Eukaryota, Viridiplantae, Streptophyta, Magnoliopsida, Brassicales, Brassicaceae.
AUGCGGUUUGCUGUCGAAAACGACUGUGGAAGCCGACAUUCCCACGCGAAAACCGAGCGUAUUGUUUCCGACGUUUUCGAUGAUUUCACCCAAACAAUUGUUCCAAUAGACUCUUACGGAUUAGAAGACAUUCUAGUGAAAGGUCUUUUUGAUGAGUUUAAUACUUUGGCUGAGUAUGAUGAUGACAUUAAAAAGGUGCUUAAGGACCUACUAGAUUGGUAUGAAGAAUGCAUCGACUGGUAUGAACAAUGCAUCAACGGUAAAUACCAAAUUCUUGAUGAACCGAGGGUAACUAAUUCUCAGUCGCGUGCGAGUGUUGUGAAGAUCACUGCUCAAACCGGAAACCAGAAGCCAUGCCGGUUGAUGAACCAAAAGCUGAUGAUGGGUGGACGCUAG